Molecule: messenger RNA, 842 nt
Organism: Pelecanus crispus (Dalmatian pelican)
Lineage: Eukaryota; Metazoa; Chordata; Aves; Pelecaniformes; Pelecanidae
Source: RefSeq, a predicted model, not a curated record
AUGUGCCAGAGCACCCAUGUGCCUGCCUGCCAGCAACUGGAGAGACCAGAGGAGCAGAACCAAGCAGCAGGCACCCGGCUGGGACCAGGAGUCAGAGACCUGUGUGCCAGUGGUGCCAGCACCUGGAGCGAGUGCAGGGAGGUGGUACAGGCAAACUGUGUCCGCUGGAAGAAAAAGUUCUUAUUUAUGUGUAAAAUCAGUGCCAGUGCCACAACAGGGAUUCUGGAUACUUGCAUUUGUAGGGUGUCUGUACGGAAGGAGUUAAAAGGAGGAAAGGCGUAUGCAAAGCUGGGAUUUGCAGAUCUAAAUCUAGCAGAGUUUGCUGGAUCGGGAAAUACUGUUCGUCGCUGUUUACUGGAAGGUUACGAUACCAAAAAUGCAAGACAGGACAACUCCAUUCUCAAAGUUUUGAUCAACAUGCAGCUAAUGUCUGGAGACCCGUGCUUUAAAAUGCCUCCUUCCACAGCCAUGUCUAUAGCAAUUGCUGGAGAAUCAGAAUCUUUGCAUGAAGACAGGAAAGGCAGAGAAAACUUAAAAGUAGUACAUCUGGGCAUAGCAGAUCUCUCAUCAAAGAGUGCCUCAGUCCCAGAUGAACUUGGUGCAUGUGGACAUUCCAGAACAUCAAGCUAUGCAAGUCAGCAGUCAAAACUGUCAGGCUAUAGCACAUGUCACUCCAGAUCAUCCAGUCUGUCCGACCUCUGCCACAGGAGGAACACCUCGGUGGGCAGUACCUCAACAGGAAUCGGAAGUAUUCUAGAGCCAUGUGAUGAGACUGAGCCAAAAGUAACUGAAGCUAAUAUUGAUACGUCUGUUAAAGAUACACCAUCAGAAAAACUCUGCAG